CCCCCCAUCCCCUCCAUGGCGGGGAGGUCUCAGCACAUUGCCACGGGGUGCACAGACACUUGGCCGCUCCCCGGCACCACGUCGGGGGGUGGCUCUGGGGUGGCCGGAGCCCAUCCCAGCCUCGCCGCCAGCACGCAAGCGGAAAACAUAUUUCACAGCCGUAACAGGCAGCAUCCGCUCGAGCGUCCCGGGGACGGGACGAGGAUGCCGGGCAGGAGUGCGGUGGUGCUGGCGCUGGCGCUGCGCCUGCUCCUGCCCAGCGCCGGGCAGCAGCACCGGGAGGAGGCCGAGCGCAUCAUGAGGACCACGCCGGUCAUCGACGGGCACAACGACCUCCCCUGGCAGCUCCUCAAGAGGUUCAACAACCAGCUUGGGCUGCCAGAGGCCAACCUGCUGACACUCAACGGCACCCACACCAACAUCCCCAAGCUGCGCAGCGGGCACGUCGGGGGGCAGUUCUGGUCGGCGUACGUGCCCUGUGACACGCAGAACAAGGACGCGGUGAAGCGCACGCUGGAGCAGAUCGACGUGGUGCACCGCAUGUGCGAGCGCUACCCCGAUACCUUCGCCUGCGUUGGGGACAGUGAUGGCAUCCUCCAGGCCUUCCGGAGCAACAAGGUGGCCAGCCUCAUUGGGGUGGAGGGCGGCCACUCCAUCGACAGCAGCCUGGGCGUCCUGCGCACCUUCUACCGUCUGGGCGUCCGCUACAUGACCCUCACCCACAGCUGCAACACCCCCUGGGCUGACAACUGGCUGGUGGACACUGGGGAUGACUCAGCCCUGCACCACGGCCUGUCGUCCUUCGGGAAGACGGUGCUGGAGGAGAUGAACCGCCUGGGCAUGAUCGUGGACCUGGCCCACGUCUCAGUGGAGACGAUGAAGGUUGUGCUGAACCUCUCCAAAGCCCCCGUCAUCUUCAGCCACUCAUCCGCAUACAGCCUCUGCCAGCACCGCCGCAACGUGCCCGACGAGGUGCUGAGGAUGGUGGCCUCCACAGGCAGCCUGGUGAUGGUCAACUUCUACAGCGCGUACGUGACAUGCGCGGACACGGCCACGCUGGAGGAUGUCGCAGACCACAUGGACCACAUCAAGAAGGUGGCCGGUGCCCAGUCCGUCGGCUUCGGUGGUGACUACGACGGGGUCUCAGGGCUCCCCAGCGGCUUGGAGGAUGUGUCCACGUACCCUGCACUGGUGGCCGAGCUGCUGGCGAGGAACUGGACGGAGGAGGAGCUGAAGGCGGCCCUGGCCGAGAACCUGCUCCGUGUAUUCAAGAAGGUGGAGGAGGUGAAGGCAAACCUGCAGAGCACGGCUGCCCACGAGACACCCAUCGCCUUCGAGGAGCUGGAGGGGACGUGCAGGACCCGCUAUGGCUACGCCAACAGCGCAGGCACAGCCCGGCUCCCGCUGGCAGCCCUGGUGCUGGUGCUGGCACUGCUCCACUCCCUGCUGUCCUAGCACUGGCUCCCAUCACAGCUCCAGCACCCUGCCCAGCAGGAUGCUGGUACCUGCCCUGUGGCUGCUGGCCUGGGCACAUUCCUGUGCCCCUUCCCUCCUGUACCAGCACCACAAGGGAAAUAAAGACAUGUUUCAAGCACCGC
Molecule: messenger RNA, 1598 nt
Organism: Neopsephotus bourkii (Bourke's parrot)
Lineage: Eukaryota; Metazoa; Chordata; Aves; Psittaciformes; Psittacidae
Gene: DPEP1
Product: dipeptidase 1
Exons: 11
Coding region: 16-1455 (479 amino acids)
Biological process (GO): proteolysis
Molecular function (GO): metallodipeptidase activity
Source: RefSeq, a predicted model, not a curated record